AUGAUAAACAGCCCUAGUUCGGAAACUAGUAGCUCAACUAGCUCAAGUGCUAGAAACAGUCCAAAUCAAAGUCCAACAAGGCUUAGCACUUGUACAUCUGCAACACGGCUAGCAAAUACAGCCAUUAUAUCUACUGCCAAAAAUGUAAAAGCGACCCUCACUGGUAUGAAGGGCCACUUAACCCGACAGAUAAAAAAAUGCAAUGAUUUAUGUAAUCAAACUCCAGUUGAUUAUGUAGAACUGGAAGGCCAUUAUAAGGUUGCAGAGAGCAAAUAUCAACAUGUACAAAUGCAGAUCCUGAAAUAUCAUGAUAUACUUGCUACUACCAACAUAGAUGAAGCUGCAAUGGAAGCUGUAGUACAAGAAGACACAGAUUACGAAGAUACAAUACAAACAAAGUUACAACACUUUGACAGUUUAAUAACCAUACACAAGGCCAAUACAAACAUUGCAGCCACAGCUUCCCAAAACCUGACACAACCAGAAGUCAAAUUACCAUCACUCAGUUUCCCAACUUUCUCUGGUACAGAGGACGCAAGUUGGGACAACUUCUGGAACAAAUUUGUCAAUUCAGUGGAUUCUAAUGCCACUAUAGCAAAGACAACAAAAUUUGCAUAUUUACAAGUUGUCUUAAAGGAUGAAGCAUUAAAAGUGGUCUGUAAUUUGACCUUCACUGAUGAUGGUUAUGAUAGCGCAGUACAGCUCCUUAAGGAUAAUUAUGCUAAGCCAGAAAGGACUAUCAGACUUCUAACCCAGAAACUGUUGGAUAUUUCUCCUCCAGAUGGAUCAGCUGACUCACUCCAAGCCGUUAGAUUGGAGCUUGAGUCCUUGCUCAAGGCACUUAAGAAUAAAGUUCGAGAGGACAAAAGUACUAGGCGUCGAAUGGGAUACGACAACGGAUCAGUUGACAAUCAAGAAAGGUUUAUGGCACAGUAG
Procambarus clarkii (red swamp crayfish) is the source of this 936-nucleotide messenger RNA. The record is from RefSeq and is a predicted model, not a curated record. NCBI's taxonomy places the organism in Eukaryota, Metazoa, Arthropoda, Malacostraca, Decapoda, Cambaridae.